This is a messenger RNA of Arvicanthis niloticus (Nile rat), 1800 nucleotides long. Lineage: Eukaryota; Metazoa; Chordata; Mammalia; Rodentia; Muridae. The record is from RefSeq and is a predicted model, not a curated record.
GCGUGACGUACUGGGGCGGUGCUACAGGACCUUCUGGGCAGCCGGGAUGCCCCGUCCCGGAGCGAGCAUGGGGACUCCUUUGGGCGCCGGGACCCGUCCCACGGGCGCUGGAAAUCUUGAAGGCGUGGGGACCUCUCCGGGCCUGCAGACUGACUGCGAGACGCUGCUCAGCCGCUUCCAAGAGAUGGACAGCGUGCGCUUCGAGGACUUUGCGGAGCUCUGGCGUAGCAUGAAGUUUGCAACCAUCUUCUGUGGCAAAAUGAGAAAUUUAAAAAAGAACAUGUUUGCCAAAGAAGCUUUAGCUUUGGCAUGGCGCUACUUUUUACCUCCACACACGUUCCAGAUCAGAGUUGGCGCUCUGUAUCUUCUGUACGGGUUGUACAACACACAGCUGUGCCAGCCGAAGCAGAAGAUCAGAGUUGCCUUGAAGGACUGGGAUGACGUCAUUAGAUUUCAGCAAGACUUGAUAAACGCACAGCAUUUUGACGCAGCUUUUGUUUUCAGGAAGCUUCGGCUCGACAGAGCCUUCCACUUCACAGCAAUGCCCAAGCUGCUUUCAUGUAGAAUGAAGAAAAAAGUUCAACAAACUGAAGUGACACAAAAAUUUAAGGACCCAAGUGAUCGUGUAAUGAAACUUAUCACUUCUGAUGUGUUGGAGGAAAUGCUAAAUGUUCACGACCAUUAUCAGAAUAUGAAGCAUGCUAUUUCGGCAGACAAGUCCAUGCCGGACAAAGCCCUCAGUCUGGUAAAGGAGGAUUUUUUUGACAACAUUAAGAACAUAGUUUUGGAGCAUCAGGAGUGGCACAAAGAAAGGAAGAAUCCCUCCUUAAAACCCAAACUUAAAGAUGGAGAAGUGAAUGGCGAAGGCACUUCAGAGGAGCCAGAGAGAUGUGAAAGAGCAGUGUCUUUAGCGAAAAUAAAAGCAAAGGCGUUCUCAGCUGUGGCCCAGGUGUCCAAGUCCAGGAGGCAUCGGCAGUCCAAGCUUGACUCUUCUGACUCUGAUUCUGGGUCUGGACAAGUGCAAGGCAAAGCAGCUAAGAGAAAGAGAACCAGAGAACCAGCAGAACCAGCAGAACCAGCCGGAAGGAAGAGGUCUUCCAGGAGUAAAGGUAGUGUUCCGGAUGAACAUAAGGCAGAGAAGUCUUUAUGCCUGAGUAUGCCUGUUAUUACAGAGGAGGAAGAAGAAGAGGAAGAAGACGAGGAGGAGGAGAUGGAUGGCUUCAGCAAAGCAGAGUUUACUGCACCCAAGAGGAAGAGAAAACGCUGAACCAGGAGGCUGGUGGAGUUUUACAGAAGAAAUGGUGUUUUUUUGUGUUCUAAGCAGGAAGUAGCCAGUGAAGACUAAGUCUGAGAACAAGAUCAUGUCUGUGAAAUGGGAGAGCCUCUCAUAGGCCAGGAGUUGGAGUAAAGGUUUCCUCUGAAGCUUAAUAUUAACAUUUUUGUUAAAAUUACAAUUUUAACAAAUUACAUUGUAAUUUGUAACAAAAAUACAUUGUAAAUGUGUUACAUUUGUUAAAAUUGUUAAAGGUCUCUAUGAGUGGAGAUAAAGUUUCUAUUACCUUUAAAAUGUAAUAGAAAGAAUUAUUUAUUUGUGGGUUAAUACUUUUUUUUGAAAGUUUUUGUGCUAUUACCAUAAUGCAGUACUGUAAUGUUUAUGAUUCUGCUUUUAAAACAUUGUUUUAAAAUACUGUUUAUAUGUAAAUGACUUGUACCUACUAUCACCUAACAAUGGAUUUGGCUGAGGUUUUUGUUGACUAAAAAGUGUUUUAUGGUUAAAUACAAUAAAAAUUUGCCCCCUUG